Messenger RNA from Clupea harengus (Atlantic herring), 685 nucleotides. NCBI's taxonomy places the organism in Eukaryota, Metazoa, Chordata, Actinopteri, Clupeiformes, Clupeidae. The record is from the annotation of a RefSeq genome assembly.
AUGAUACUAAGCUUCUUUGACCAAUUUAUAAGCCCCACCUACCUGGGAAUCCCCCUUAUUGCACUGGCACUCGUACUUCCAUGAACUCUAUACCCCACCCCUACCCCACGAUGACUAAACAGCCGACUUCUAACUCUUCAAGGCUGAUUUAUCAACCGCUUUACCCAGCAAAUCUUCAUGCCUAUUAAUCCGGGGGGACACAAAUGAGCAGUUAUACUUGCAUCAUUAAUGGUUUUCUUAACUUCACUUAAUAUGCUAGGCCUUCUCCCCUACACCUUUACACCCACAACCCAACUCUCAUUAAACAUGGGUCUUGCAGUUCCCCUAUGACUUGCCACAGUAAUUAUUGGCAUGCGAAAUCAGCCAACUGCAGCUCUCGGUCACCUUCUGCCGGAGGGGACACCCGUUCUUCUCAUUCCAGUGCUUAUUAUUAUUGAAACUAUUAGCUUGUUUAUCCGCCCCCUAGCACUUGGGGUUCGACUGACCGCCAAUCUAACAGCAGGCCACUUACUUAUUCAACUAAUUGCCACAGCUGCAUUCGUCCUACUUCCUCUAAUGCCAACUGUAGCCAUCUUGACAGCCACUGUCCUAUUCCUCCUCACCUUACUAGAAGUCGCCGUAGCAAUGAUCCAGGCGUAUGUCUUUGUUCUUCUCCUAAGCCUCUACCUACAAGAAAAACGUCUAA